Molecule: messenger RNA, 5092 nt
Organism: Struthio camelus australis
Lineage: Eukaryota; Metazoa; Chordata; Aves; Struthioniformes; Struthionidae
Source: RefSeq, a predicted model, not a curated record
UAUCCCUUGAUGAUUUAAACAGAUGGAGUCUACUUCUCAUUUCUCCUUUUAUUUAUACUGAUAAGUUACUUGAAGCAGAACAUAUAGCUUUUGUGACAGAAAGUAUUUCACCUCAAACAGAUAACUUGCAGAAAAUACCUGGCUGUUCAAAAGAGGUUGUGAAGUGGUCAGACUAUUGUUCACCUUUGGCCUAUAAACCUGGUGAGCCUUAUAAAUUAAUUGCUGAAGCGAGUAUAGAUAACUUCAGUAACCUUGGAAUAGCAUUCAUGGAAGACAGGCUUCAAAUGGAUAACGGAAUGGUGCCACACAAAAUUGUUUCUGUCCAUUUACAGGAAUCUGCUUUGAAGGAGUUGGAGCAGGUGGCACCAUCUGUAAAAGAAAAAAAAAGAGUAAGCAGUACACAGAUGAGUGAAAUAACUCCUCCUGCUACUUCUGGGACUACUGUUAAAUCAGGAUUAGAAAUAGCUGCAGGUCCAGGUGAUCCAGAAUUGGAAGAGGAGAAAUCUAAGCUAGAGAAAGAAAGCAAGCAUGAAGAUGAAUGCAGUAGUCUAUCUGACAGAGGGAUAGGUCCUGGAGAACAUCAUCACUUGCAUCUUUCCAGCUGUCAUGAAUGUUUGCAACUUGAAAACAGUACCAUCGAAUCAGUCAAAUUUGCCUCUGCAGAAAACAUUCCUGAACUUUCAGAUGAUUGCAGUAGCAAACUGGAAGAGAAGAAUGAUGACCAUAUAGCAAGAGAAAUAAAAAGAAUAAACCUUGCUGGAAAGCCCCCUAAUAUCUUGAUUUAUGUUGGCUCUGAAACUUCAAAAACAGAAUUUGAGCAGGUAAAAUCAGUCCUCGAGGAAUGCGUUGAUGCAGACAGCUACACAAUCUACCAACUGCGUGAGGAGCAGGUUCUGAAAGCUCCGUGGAUUGAUAACGCACUGCUGUUGGUCAUUGCCACAGAGGAGCCUAUUUCUGAGGAAAAUCACAAACAGUUUAUGAAGUUUUUAUCUAAAGGUGGGAAGAUUUUAGGAUUUUCUUCCUCUUUUACAUUUGGUGGUAUUGAAAUAAAGAGAAAGAACAAGCUGAAGAAGACUGUUCAUGAAUUAGUGGUCUCUAAACUGGACAACACUGAAAUUAAGUUAGAUAUUUUGAUCAGUGGCUGCAUUUUUGAAGAAGUAAUGAAGGAAAAUACGGGCAAAAUAAGGCCAUUGAGUCGCUUAAAUAAUGCUGAUAGAGAUAUAGUUAUUGUUCAUCUGCCUUAUGGAGACGGUGGAGGAGAAGCCAUUCUUUCUCAGGUGCACCUGGAGUUGGAUAUCAACUCCAUGGAUAUCCAAACUCAAGAUGAUUUUAAUUCACUUAAGAUGAGCAAUACUAAGAGAUAUGAACUUCUGAAGGAGAUCCUGAUAUCGCUUGGCCUGAGUUGUGAACGAAGUGAAAUUCCUGUGUUAACACCUAUUUAUCUUCUGUCUUCUGAUGAGGAAAUCCAUCUUGCUUUUCUGAAGUGGCUUGAGGAAAGUGUAGAUGCUGAAGGAUUAAUAGAAUCCAGCAAGGUAUCUCUUAAAUUUGUUUCGUCUUGUGAAUCAAAAAUGGAGAUAACUCCAUCUCUCAUGUCAGUCAUCACUGAGAUGGGAAGCUUCUCAUCGGAACGUUUCAGCCUGGAGACAUAUCAACAAAACCUGCAGACAAAGAAGCUUGGAAAGAUCCUUCUGUUCACUGAAGUUACUACAACAACAAUGAAUCUUCUAGACGGGUUGAUGUUUAAGGUGCCUGAGGAGAUGGGUUUAAUAGCGAUUGCUGUUCGACAAACACAAGGGAAAGGUCGUGGUGGAAAUGUUUGGCUCAGUCCCGUGGGCUGUGCACUAUGCACUUUACAUAUCACCAUUCCUCUACAUUCCAACUUGGGCCAGAGGAUCCCUUUCAUUCAACAUCUAGUGUCCCUGGCAGUGGUAGAAUCAGUUAGAACAAUAGCAGGAUAUGAGGAUAUUGAACUGCGAGUAAAAUGGCCAAAUGAUAUUUACUACAGUGAUCUUAUGAAGCUUGGUGGAGUUCUGGUAAACUCUACACUUGCUGAAACAACAUUUCAUGUGCUUAUUGGCUUUGGAUUUAAUGUGAAUAACAGCAACCCCACCAUAUGCAUCAAUGAUCUCAUCCUAAAAUACAAUAAAGAAGAGGGGACCCAGCUGAAGGCUUUAACUACAGACUAUCUUAUUGCAAGAACCGUAACUGUACUAGAGAGGCUAAUAGAUAUUUUUCAGGAGAAAGGGCCCAAUGGAGUUCUUCACCGUUACUACAAGUACUGGGUACACAGUGGUAAGCAAGUCCGUCUCCACAGUGAGGAGGGCCCAAUUGCGUGGAUAGUCGGGAUAGAUGAUUAUGGAUUCCUUCAAGUUCAUGAGGAAGGCAAAGGCAUACAGUCUGUGCACCCAGAUGGCAACUCUUUUGACAUGCUGAAAAACCUCAUAAUCCCAAAGCAGUCAUAGUCCUCCAAGCUGACAGUGCAAAAGAAGGCUCUUUGGUAUUUGGCCCCACACAGCUAAACUUGCGUGAAGGUGGGAAGGGUAGAUUAUGACUUGAUAUGUUUUUUUCUUCUAAUCUCUGAUAUCUCUGUUCUUUGACGUGGAUAACGUCACCACUUAAGAAAAGGUAAUUACUUCAUUGCUGAAGACCUUUAUUCUUCCAUGCUAAUUUAAAAAAAAAACAUUGAGCUUGCUGUUCUUUGUAAGCCUCUAUUCUUUAACAGGAAUCUGAUUGCAAAGGAGUACUUAGCAAUGAACAGAACUUACUGUUCAUUUACACACUGUAUUUAAGACACUGAUGUGGCUAAAUAUUUCGUUUUCAAAAGGUGUCUAUGUGUUUUUAUUGUGCUUUAGCACAAUGCAGUACAAUCUUUCAGGUUUUUUCUAUUUUUUUUUAAAGUAGAUUCCGCUUUAUGCAUUGUCCAUGGUGAACUAGAAAGAGCUCACCGUAUAUUUCUGAAUUACUGGGCUUAGCUUUCUGUGUAUUCAGAUUCAGAUCUAAGAAGAAAAACCCUUUAGAGCCUUGCAAUUUGCUUCUUCUCCAUGUGGGCCUGUUUAACAGUUUACCAUCCUGUGCUUUGAUCUCAGGUCUGCACCUCUGUCAUGGCUGUCAUAUGUGUUUGGGGAGUUUUCCAUCAGCACCUACAAACUGUGGUCAUUUACACAAAUUUAUCUGGACUGUGCUGUUCUUAGUCAGUUGGAUCUGAAUAAAUCAUGUCCCAUCUCCUCUGAACCAUAGUCUUCCAAGAGGCUUUAGCCCCCUAAGAAUUGCCCACUGGCUGUUGUAACUGGUGCAUCACUUGGUUGCAGUGCCCUUACCCAGGUUUUUGUAGGAUCCCCAGUGAGGGGUGGGAAGUCUAAUCGGUGAGAAUUCAAUAGUAAUUCUGUUGUAACAGUACUCAGGUUAAGAGAUGAAAACGAGAGAAAAUGCACUGCUGUCAGGAUCCCUGCCGUAAAAAACUACUACAGUGAAAAAGACAAAACGUGCAGUUACCUGUGUGGACGUUCCCUUCCAUUGCUACUGUUUUCACACCGUUUCCCAGAGCAGAGCAGCUGGUUGUGCUGCUGGCCAUGAGAGGCAAGAGCUUUAACUUCUCCUGACUGGAGAAGAGCCUGCUCUUUGGGCUGCUGCGCCCUUUAGGGCAGGGGUGCCAGGUUGGCCACGUGUGGAAAGCAUCACCACGUGGCCAAGCCUGAGCCUCCGCGGGACAGGGGUUUUUCUCCUGGGCCGGGUGAAUUCACACCAACACACUCGUCACCAGAGCCCUGAUUUCGCGCAGUUCUCUACAAACGAAAGGUGUGUGUCGUAGGUGUGAUGUGGCCAGCUUCAUUUGGCUUAUUACCCUUACCUUGUCCUUAGAGAGGGUGGAUCAGCCAAACUGGUCUCCACUAAACACUUGUGUCUAGUAGCCAGAAAUGGGUUGUUAGGGUAAAGUUCAGCUUAUAAACAACCUGCACAUGUGAGUAGAUUGUUUCAGUUACAAAGUUAAGAAGUCUUAAAGCGAGAAAGCUAGGCUGUAAUGGCAAUUUAGAGUAAUCCUUACAUAUUAGGGUUUAGGCGGUUUGGCAGCAAGUGCUAGAAAGAAAUUGAGUUGUUCCUAUUAUAGUUAGGAUUUUAUGCUCCAUAUGACAGUGUGUUUCUGUGUGUGCCUGCUUGUCUGUCCCCUGCUGUUUCGUUGUCCCCAGUGGUCUGCAGCAUACAAGACGGCGCAGCAACAUUGCAUAGAAGUUUAUGGGGGAGCGUGAACAGCUGUUAAUUGGCUUAGUUAGAAUAAUAUGCAUGAACACCAAUUUUUGCUUUUUCCCACCAGAUACUGAUGAAAAGGAAAAUGUAUUUUGAUUUCAAAACCGCUUUAGGCUGUUAAUUUGUGACUCCUUUAUUUCAGAGUCAAAUAUUGAUGCAUGUUAACAAUCAAAGGAAACUUGAGUCUCUGUUAAUAAAGUUUAAAUACAAAGAAAACCCUGUUUUUAUAUAUCGGAAAAAAGUAGAAGAGGGAAAAAGUAGAAAAGAAAUUAAGGCGCACAAGGAAGAUGUGUAGGAGCGCACACACAUCUUCCUUGUGCAGCUUCACUUUUCUACUUUUACUUUCAAAUAGCUUAUGAGCAAUGCAUGCUGCUGCUAGUCAGCUGCGGAAAGCAUAGUUCUGGCACUAUUUUUUCCAGUUCUGGCGCUAUUUUUUCCACCCUAGAGUUUUAAGAAGCUUUAGAUUUGUACCUCAAUCUGAAAUUUGCAGCUGAAACGCUCUCUCUGUGUUGGUGCAGUAGGAUAUGCCUCUAGGAAGCGCCUUUGCUCUCACUCAGCUUCCGGAUAGACUGAUGGGUGCCUGUACAGAUGUCUUUUAAUGACCUGGUCAUGCAUCAGGUUUUGAUUUGAAUUGCUUCCUUAAAACAUGCUCUUCCUGUACAGGUACAGUAGAAGGAUGAUGGGGAAGAAAUGAUAAACCAUACACCUGUGUAAGGGCAAAACGGAGUGCCUGCAGAACUUCCCAUGGCUAAGCUGCCACAGUGUCUGAACAGCAGGCAGAUUUAUUUUUUUAAUAGUAAAAUGCUGCAAUCUUUCAUAGCUGCUCUCUUUCCUUUUUGGAUUUCUUCAU